AUGGCGGCCCACUGCAUUAUCCCGACCAGGGACGUUCUUCACGCCGUAGGGGAUAAAAGCUACGACAACUGGAUCGCCUGCCUCAAAACCUACCUUCUCUCUCAGGAUCUCUGGGAUUUAAUCGACCCCCCGGAACCUACUACCGCCGCCGCCGCCGCCGCUACAAGCGACGUGGCCGGGACUAGUGGUACUACUACUACUGGUAGUAGUAUUCCGGCGUGGCGGAGGAAGAAUGCGGCGGCUCUGCACGCGAUUCAGAUUUCUCUGGGUUGCGACAUCCUCCACCAGAUACGGGAAAUUAGUUCGGCGAAGGAGGCCUGGGACACUCUGGCCGGUAUGCAUCAGAAAAAGAAGAAGAAGAAGCUCCCACAAAACGAGCCUGGAGUUGGAGUUGGAGCUGGAGCUGGAACUGAAACUGAUGUGCAGCAGCAGCAGCAGCAGGGCGAUGCUGCUUCUGCUAAUUCGGAUGCGUUGAAUGACUGGUGCAAGCGACUGGAUAUGCCGAGUCGUCGUCCCCUAACGACGUUCCGUUACUAUCCAGUCGGGUUGAAUCCCCUAGCGGGCGCCCGAUCUGUCUUCUGGCUGCGCUGGUACUGCUGGAUAUCUUCAUUAGUCCACGUCAUCAGACUGCAAGAUUCUUCGAGCUCGUCGAGAGACCACAGCUUCGGGAUGAUGAUGAGCUCGUCGGAUGACGACAUCGACGAUGAGAUCAACGACACCCAAAUAGCCACCCGCGACCUCCACAAAUUGAGCAGCACCAAGACCAAAGAGCGCUCAAGGCAGCGCUCAUCGGCGGACGACGCCGCCGCCGGCGAAAAAUGGAUGAAGGAGACCGCCACGUCCUCCACCGUCGUCGGGUCCCUCAUCAUCACCAUCAUGUUCACGGCCGCGUGCACCGUCCCGGGGGGGAACAACCAGGAGAAGGGCACGCCGAUUCUGCUCCACGACAAGGCGUUCAAGAUCUUCAUCGCCUCCGACGCUCUGUCCCUCUUCGCCGCCUCCACGUCGGUGCUGAUGUUCCUCGGGAUCCUUACGUCGCGCUACGCUGAGGCCGAUUUCCGGCGAUCGCUGCCGACCAAGCUGGUGAUCGGGCUGUCGACGCUCUUCGUCUCGAUUGCUGCCAUGAUGGUGACGUUCUGCGCCACCGUGAUGAUCGUCAUGGACCACCGGCCGUUGUACGUGGUUCCGAUUGUGAUGAUGGCCAGCGUUCCGGUGACGCUGUUUAUGUUCCUGCAGUUUCCUUUGCUGGUUCAGAUUUUCAGGGCGACUAAUUAUGGGCCCCACUCGAAUCAGUUUGACCGGAAGAUGAAGCCCUGGCUUUUGAGUCUUUGA
Molecule: messenger RNA, 1332 nt
Organism: Linum trigynum
Lineage: Eukaryota; Viridiplantae; Streptophyta; Magnoliopsida; Malpighiales; Linaceae
Source: the annotation of a GenBank genome assembly